UCCAUCCCCAAAUUCUAGAAAGAAAAAAAAAUGGAAUCUCUUUUUGCUCAAUUCGCCAUUCUUUCGGAGCAAGCUCUUUGUGACAAGAACUUCGAUCCGUACACUAUAGAAGAUGAUCUGAUGAAGCUCUUUGAAGUGGAGGCUUACAAGGCUUGGGCAGCCAUGGAAUUGGAUCAAGAAAAAGAAGUUGAAGAAGCUGAGAAUUUCAUGAAAGAAGCAGAGGAUCAUCUUAACACUGCUAUGGAAGAAGCCAUGGAUGAAUUUCGCCGAUUCGAAGAGGAAAUGAAUGAGAUGGCUAAAUCUGAGUAUGAUAGCCUUGUGAAUGUUGCCGAAAGAGCUAGAAAUAUGGGGAAAACUAUGGAGAAAGUGGCUACAAUUGCUGCAAAAAAGUAUAUUGAAACUGCUGUUAACUCUGCUGGUGCUUCAAUGAAAUCUGCUUUUAAAGCAAUUUCUUCUCACUCUAAAAAGGUUCAUCCUUCUUAACAGAUCUCUCCCUAAUUAUCAAUUUGGACUACACUUGCUGAAUUGUGUUGGAUUAUAAAUGCAUAAUAAGUAUUUAAAGU
Messenger RNA from Solanum verrucosum, 563 nucleotides. RefSeq lists its product as uncharacterized. The transcript has a single exon. Bases 31 to 483 code for a protein of 150 amino acids. The record is from RefSeq and is a predicted model, not a curated record. NCBI's taxonomy places the organism in Eukaryota, Viridiplantae, Streptophyta, Magnoliopsida, Solanales, Solanaceae.